ACACUCUCCAGGCUUCGGCUUCGUUCUUGCCGGACGGUGCUGAAGGUUUCGUUUGCCUGCAGGUGCUGUGAGGUCAUUCACCCUUACUUUUGUCACCGUGCUUCGUGAAAUCAGACAAUAGAUCGGCGUCGCACCUAGCUUUCACCUGCGUUUGUCACUCCUCUGCAUUUUGAACCGCCGACAUGAAAGAAAAAAUCGAAGAGAAGCUCAAGUCCGUUCUCCAUAGGAGAAAGAAGUCUACGCCCACGCAAUCCCCUCGAGCCUCGUACGAACAGUCCGAGGAGACUAGUCCGCGCACCCAGCAGCACCCAGCAUCACCGCGCAGCCGUCUCCAGCAAGAUUCCGCAAUCGCAAACGAUGCUUUUCACUCGGACACGAGGAGUCAACCACGGGACUCUGCCUACCACGACGGACGAGCGAGUCAUGCGGCAGCAGCUCCGAACACGGACCUCAAUGGAUCCAUUGCGGAUGAUUACAGAUCUUACCUUCCAGCUUUAGCUUCUGAAGAAGACCCAAUGGCCGAGGCAGACGUACCAGACAGACAUCUUCGAUAUAGACCAUCGACUGAUGCGGGGCGGUUGAAGCCUCUUCCCGACACACCAAAUUCUUCAAGUCAUCAUCGCGUCGAUCGCUCCAAACACCUGAUCGAUAGUACUGGCCCUGGCAGCACAAUACGCGCAGUACCGUCUGAACCCUCCAGACACCAAGUCAGCAACGCCGGCUUCAACGAUAGCCUUCGAUCGCACAGAGAGAGUUCUCCAUAUGAGAACCAUGGCCUGAUGAAGAGUGGUCAUCCGGUGGGAGGGUCUGCCGAGGAUGAUGCGCUGGCUGUGAAGCCUGUUCCAGGUCUUGCAAUUACGAAGGACCAACAUGGCAUGGACGGUAGUCAUGACUGGAAGACGAAGCAGAAAGCUAUGCUUGAAGGUGUUGUGAAUCUGAAAGAUACUGUGGAUACGGAUAAAGAUGUCACCGUCGCCCCAGCCGUUGUACACGAAGUUAUCAAGCCACAUGAGCACGAGGUUAUACAGCAGCGCAUCCACCGCGAGAUCCACAACUAUACAUACUACCACCGGCUACAGCCGGUUCUUCAGACCGAGGUCCUCCCCCCUCGUCACUUCAUUCCCAAUCCUGAUGGAGAGGGCUUGAUCGAGAUUUCUGCCGACGAGUUGCCAAAUCGUACUGGUAAGAACAGAUGGUGGGACAUAGUCCAGAAGGAGCCAGUCCUUCCAGCAACUCCAUUCGAAUGGCGCACGGAGCCGCAGAUUAUUGAGGGAAAGCCGUACAUAACCGAAGAGGGCUUCGAACGUAGGGAGACGACUAUCAUCUAUCCACCAAAGCUGGCAGAUAUGUCGCGCUAUCAAGGACUGGUUCAGCCAGUGCAUUUCGAUCACAAAACUGGAGAGCGAUGGUUGGGAGAAGUAACGACGGUUGAGAAGUUGAACCGGGAGCUGGAGCGUACAGAGGACGAGGAUUUCAUGACCAUGAAGGACAUUACUGCAGAUUUGCCGAAAGUUUCAUCAAGUCCCUCUGUCAAGCGGAAGCCUGUCGGUCGCGACUCUCUCUAGCGAUUCACUCGCUAUCGGUUAUCAAGCAUGCAUCAGUUCAGCGAAGGCGCCAUCGGGGGAGGUGGGUUUCAUAAACUGUACCUCUAACAUGUAUAUCUAGGGUCCAGUGACCACAUUAUGACUAAUUCGUAAUCUGCUUUUCCUCAUGACCAAACCCCUACUUCUUGAAUGCCCCAUCUCUUCACGAAGUGGCCAUUUGGCCGUCACCAGCUCGCCGAGAUCGUGCAACUACAUUGCGUCGUGCCUUCCUUUCUCUAUCCGUAACCACUGAAGUGUC
Messenger RNA from Alternaria alternata, 1842 nucleotides. RefSeq lists its product as hypothetical. The transcript has 3 exons. Lineage: Eukaryota; Fungi; Ascomycota; Dothideomycetes; Pleosporales; Pleosporaceae. Bases 183 to 1565 code for a protein of 460 amino acids. The record is from RefSeq and is a predicted model, not a curated record.